AUGUCGGCAGCCUUCAACUACAAUCCGGGCACGCCCAUGUCCACUCCUCUUCCCCCCAUGAUCCCCGUCGACUCAAUGGCGACCCGCCCGGGCAUGCGCCGCAAGUCGUCAGCCCAGAAUCUUCUCUCCUCCUUCAAGACUAGGGAUCCGUCUGCCCAAAUCGGAAGCGUAUCCUCGGCAACUGGCCAGCAGUUCGCGUCUGCUUCAACUCCCACUGCGCCCAGCAUGCCCCUGCCCCGCGACUGGGAUGUGCAGUCCGGCGGGUCUGACCCCUCCGUCACGUCCUCUGGCGCUUCUGCGGCGACCAAUGGUUCGCUCGCGCAAGGGACGUCGGUUGAGAUGUUGAGGGAACUCGUGAAGAAACGAAUCAUCACGCUGACCUAUCUGCGCAACGUGCACGAAGGUCGGACACACUGGUUUCACACAAUUCUCAUCACCAAGAGUGAUCUUGAACGAAUAUUCUCAAAUACUGCCAUGAAGAACCGAACGUAUCGAUUUGCUAUGCUAGGAAUGGCGCUUGCCCACCUGUUUGAUGUGAAGGAUCCAGCAGACCUGCUGCGCGGUUUCUCCAACGUCCUCAACGAGUAUGAGGGUCUGAAGGACGUUCCGAGGGAUAAGGACGAGAACGAUCGACCACGUAUGCGUUUGUUCAGGACAAGGCCAAACAAAAGGCAGCCUGGCGCUACCGACUACGCAUUCUCCUUUGCGGACUCGUCCGAUGCACCAUAUCUCACAAUGCCCCAUGUUCCCUUUCCACUCGACUACCACCAAACGCUGCUCUCAUUGCUCGACGUCCUCUCUGAGGUGUACAAUAAGAUAUCGAAGAUCCUGGGGCCGUCUCCGUUCCCGAAUUCUGGCCACCAUAUGAUGGGACCUCUAGGGUUGCUUUCCCCUCAUCCAGGUGUCUCAUACCUGUUUGCAGGCGCGGAGACAGCGCCGACACACGAGGGAGAAGCCAGUUUGUGGGGUAUUGCCAACGCUUCCGGGCAGGGCACUCCGGCUGCACUAGGUGGGAGUGGAGGGAACGUGCUCUACGGAGGUGCGCUGGGAAGCCCACCGCCCAGUUGGAGUACAGGCUUGGGGGAUACGGUCAAGCAGAUCGACAACAAGCUCAAGAAAAUCAUUGCGACGUUGCUCAAAGAGCUUGAUGACUUCGCGCGAGUCAACAUCAAGGACGAGCUGGCGUCGUUAGACCCACUUCUGAGAAACGUCGCAGUGCCGGAGGAACCUCGCGAGCAGUACGAGUACGAGUGA
Rhodofomes roseus is the source of this 1254-nucleotide messenger RNA. RefSeq lists its product as uncharacterized. The transcript is spliced from 6 exons. NCBI's taxonomy places the organism in Eukaryota, Fungi, Basidiomycota, Agaricomycetes, Polyporales, Fomitopsidaceae. The record is from RefSeq and is a predicted model, not a curated record. Bases 1 to 1254 code for a protein of 417 amino acids.